Messenger RNA from Trifolium pratense (red clover), 3414 nucleotides. RefSeq lists its product as uncharacterized. The transcript is spliced from 4 exons. The annotation marks the transcript as partial. The record is from RefSeq and is a predicted model, not a curated record. Gene Ontology annotation, molecular function: zinc ion binding; nucleic acid binding. Lineage: Eukaryota; Viridiplantae; Streptophyta; Magnoliopsida; Fabales; Fabaceae.
AUGGAUCUAGAAGAUUUCAUUGGAUCUUUAAAAGCUCAUGAAGCAAUACUUCAAGAAAAGAAACCAGCAAAUAACAAAAUGAUUGCUCUAGAAUCACAAGUAAAAGAGAACCUUAAAAGAGAAAUAACAUGUGAUGAAGAGAAUCCCCUUCAACAAGAUGAUGAGGAAGAAAUGGCUUUUCUCUCAAGAAGAAUCCAAAGGCUGAUGAUGAGAAGAAAUCAAAUCAAAAAUUCAUUUCCACCAAGAAGAAAUGAAACUGAUUUAAGCCAAGUAAAGUGUUACGGAUGCAAUCAAACUGGACAUUACAAAAAUGAAUGUCCAAAGCUGAAGCAAAGAAAACCUCCCUACAACAAAUCCAUGAUGGCUACAUGGGACGAUCUAGAAGAAUUACCAGAAGAAGAAGAAGCAAAUGUCUGCCUAAUGACCAGAACCAACUUUGAUGAGGUAAAUCUUGAACCUUGUUCAUCAUGCAUGAAAACUGAACAACUAUUUGAUAAUCUCUUGUAUGAUUCACAAAUUACUGCUCAAAAGUAUGAUCAACUUAAAAAUGAACUCACUGAAAUUAUUAAAGAAAGAGAUGAGUAUAAAUUUGAACUUACUAAAGUCAUCAAAGAAAAAGAUGAGUAUGAAACUAAAAAUAAAACCUUAAAAGACACUUUAAAAAGAGUUCAAAAUGAUCUAGAUAAAGUAGCUAAGUUAAGUAAAGAAGAAAUUAUUGUUCAACAAGAAAACUUAGGACUAAAACAGAAUAUUUCACUUUUAGAAAAAGACAUAGCCAAAUAUGUAAAAGCAACUGAAACCUUUGAAAACAUCCUAGGUGUUCAACAAAGAGAAUGUAUGCUAGCAGUCAAGAAAAAGCCAUGGUACUUGGACAGUGGCUGCUCGAGGCACAUGACUGGAGACAGACACAGCUUCCUUUCCCUUGAAGAAAAGGAAGGAGGAACCGUUACCUUUGGAAAUAAUGAAAAAGCUAGUAUCAAAGGUAAAGGUAUAAUAGGUAAAAUUAAUUCUGCUAAAUUAGAAAAUGUUCAUUAUGUAGAGGGUCUAGAACAUAACUUAAUAAGUAUUAGUCAACUAUGUGAUAAUGGUCUUGAAGUUAUUUUUAAAACUCAUACAUGCGAAAUUAAACAAAUAUCUUCUGGAAAAACUCUUUUUAAUGGAUCAAGAAAAAAGAAUGUAUAUGUCAUAUAUCUAGAUGAACUGCCUGUUGAGUCAUGUUUUGUAUCUCUUGAAAAGGAUAAAUGGAUUUGGCACAAAAGAGCAGGACAUGUAAAUAUGAGAACAAUUGCAAAACUUUCUCAACUUGAUCUAGUAAGAGGAUUACCAAAGAUAAGUUUUGACAAAGAUAAACUAUGUGAAAGUUGUACAAAGGGAAAACAAACCAAAAGUAGUUUUAAACCUAAAGAUUUUAUUUCAACUAAAAGACCUCUUGAAUUACUUCACAUAGAUUUGUUUGGACCUAUCAAAACUACUAGUCUAGGUGGCAAAAACUAUGGUUUUGUUAUUGUUGAUGACUACUCUAGAUACACAUGGGUUCAAAAUGAAAGAGGUUCAAAUAUCAUCUCCAUAAGAAGUGAUCAUGGUGGAGAAUUUGAAAACUCCCACUUUGAAUCAUUCUUUGAUGAAAAUGGAAAAUUUGACUCUAAGUCUGAUAAAGGAAUCUUUUUAGGAUACUCUUUAACAUCUAAAGCAUAUAGAGUUUAUAAUCUAACAUCAAAAUCUUUGGAAGAAAGCAUGCAUGUAAAAUUUGAUGAAUAUGAUGAUAUAUCAUGUGUAAGAGAAAUAGAUGAUGAAGAUGAGCAAAACUCAUCAAAAGAACAGGUUGCAGAACAGGAAUCACCACCUCAAGAACCUCCUAAAACGUGGAAGAUUGUAAACAAUCAUCCUCAAGAACAAAUAAUAGGCGAUACUGCAGAAGGAGUAAGAACCAGAAGAUCAUUUCAACUUAAUGAGAACAAUCUAGCUAUGAUCUCUCAAAUUGAGCCAAAAUCCAUAGAUGAAGCUAUCAUUGAUGAAUCAUGGAAAAUUGCUAUGAAAGAAGAACUUUCACAAUUUGAAAAGAAUGAAGUAUGGAAACUAGUACCAGCUCCUGCAGAUCAUUCUAUCAUUGGAACUAGAUGGGUCUUCAGAAAUAAAAUGGAUGAAAAUGGUAAGGUAAUUCGCAACAAAGCAAGACUUGUUGCUCAAGGUUAUAAUCAACAAGAAGGUAUAGAUUAUGAUGAGACUUUUGCACCAGUAGCAAGGUUAGAAGCAAUUAGAAUAUUACUUGCAUAUGCAUCUCAUAAGUGUCUUAAACUUUUUCAAAUGGAUGUGAAAAGUGCAUUUUUAAAUGGAUUUUUAAAUGAAGAGGUUUAUGUCCAUCAACCUCCUGGUUUUAAAGAUGAACACAAACCUAAUCAUGUUUUUAAACUUACCAAAGCUUUAUAUGGACUUAAACAAGCCCCAAGAGCAUGGUAUGAUAGAUUAAGCUCAUUUUUAAUUGAAAAUGGUUUUUCUAGAGGAAAAAUUGAUACAACACUUUUUAGAAAAACAAAUGAAAAUGAUUUAUUAAUUGUGCAAGUAUAUGUUGAUGAUAUUAUAUUUGGUGCUACUAACGAAAAAAUGUGCGAGGAUUUUUCAAACCUUAUGCAAAGUGAAUUUGAAAUGAGCAUGAUGGGAGAACUCAGUUUCUUUCUUGGCUUGCAAAUCAAGCAACAAGAUGAUGGAAUCUUUAUUAGUCAAGAAAAAUAUAUCAAAGAUCUUCUCAAGAAGUACAACAUGAAUGAAGCAAAGAUCAUGACUACUCCAAUGCAUCCAUCAACAAAUUUAGACAAAGAUGAAAGUGGUAAAACUGUGUCUGAAAAAGAAUAUAGAGGAAUGAUUGGAUCACUUCUAUAUUUAACUGCAAGUAGACCAGACAUUGUAUUCUCAGUUGGUCUUUGUGCAAGAUUUCAAACAUCUCCAAGGGAAUCUCACCUUACAGCAGUCAAAAGGAUUUUUAGAUAUUUGGUGGGAACACCAGAUGUUGGUCUAUGGUACAAAAAGGGAUCUCAUUUUGACCUAAAAGCCUAUUGUGAUGCUGACUAUGCUGGUGACAAGCUUGAAAGAAAAAGCACAAGUGGUGCUUGUCAAUUUCUUGGUGAAGCUCUUGUAAGUUGGUGCUGUAGGAAGCAAAACACCAUAGCACUCUCAACAACUGAAGCAGAAUAUGUAUCAGCUGCAAAUUGUUGUUCACAAGUGAUAUGGAUCAAAAACCAACUUGAGGACUUUUCCCUAAGGUACACAAAUAUUAAAAUUCUUUGUGAUAAUACUAGUGCCAUUAAUUUAUCAAAGAAUCCCAUUCAGCAUUCUAGAUCUAAACAUAUUGAAAUUAAACAUCAUUUCAUACGUGACCAUGUUUGCAAAAAAGAUGUUGAAUUAAUAUUUGUUGAUACU